Leptopilina heterotoma is the source of this 3713-nucleotide messenger RNA. RefSeq lists its product as uncharacterized. The transcript has 7 exons. NCBI's taxonomy places the organism in Eukaryota, Metazoa, Arthropoda, Insecta, Hymenoptera, Figitidae. The record is from RefSeq and is a predicted model, not a curated record. The coding region runs from base 514 to 1377 and encodes 287 amino acids.
CGAACGACUAAUUUUCCCCCGGGAAGAGAGGACUUUCUUCUUUCCCUGGCAAUGGACUCGCGGCAAGUGUUGAUCGAGAGUCCAAGUUAAACCUCACAAAGUUGAUCUUCGUUUCUUGUGUGUGAACGCGCAACAAUUCUUGGGAGAGAAAUUCUUUCCUUCUUCUUUUUUUUUUUUGAAAAAAAUUUUUAGUGGGGAAAAAGAAAUUGUUGAAUUUUUUGUAAAGAAACGAAAAUUGUGACCUUUUGCUAAAAAUAGAAAAUAGAUUAGGUAAUGGAUUUUUAUAAAUUUUUUUUUCUUCUUCGAUGAUGAUGAUGACGGUGAACCGGCCGCUGGGUGAUAUGUGAAUGAAAGUGCUUUAGUGUGUCUAGAGAGAGAAAAAGAGGACACUGAGAACCACUGUGCCGGAUAGAAACUUGGUGAAAAUAGAGUGAGAGAAACGAAAGGAGAGGAAUUCUAAGAAAUUUAAUUUUUUGAAAAAAAGAGAGAGAGAGAGGAAGGAAAAAUUGAAAAAUGAAGACAUCUUGCAUUCUCUGUGGACUUUUAUUAGUCAUUGGUAUUGUUACCUCAAGUCCUGUCGUUAAACGCGCUGCCGAGGAUGAUCUCAGUCCAUUAAAUGAAAUUUAUCCUGUCGACGAGGAAGUCGCUGCUGACGAUGAAAGGUCAGAGAGAGACAAGAGAAAAAUAGGAGUCGUUAAACUUGGAGUGACAAAUGGACUCCUUAAUUUUGUCUUUGGAAAAUUGGACGCUUUCUUGGAGGCGAAGACGAAAGCAUUAGAAGUAUUGGACGAGGGAAAUAAGGCGAAAAAUCUUGCCUAUGGAAUUGAUCCGAAGCAUUCGGCGACGAGUCAUUUUAUCAGCAAUUUGGUUCAUCAGAAAAUUCAGGCCGGUACAGCAAGUAUCGGUCCGGUAAUAAAUAGUGCGACAACAUUCUUUUCAAGUGCAAAAGCUGGUCUCUCCCACGCUUUUGCCUCGAAAUUCGCACCCUUAAGUUCUCUUUCAGGUGGUUUGUCCGGCGGUUUAUCGGGUGGUUCCGGCGAUUCAGAUCAUUCCGGUGGAGGUGGUGGCUCGGGAAAUAUUCUCUCGACAUUGACAAGUCUCAGUGGAGCAAGUAGCAAUAAUGGAAAUUCCCAUACUGACGAUGUGCGCUCAACGACCGAGGAGGAUAUUCCAGAAUUUGACAGAAAAAAAGUUUCAUUGGAUGUUCCGUCGCAAAUUUUUGGUACAGGAUUCUCUCUGGUUACAAAUUUGAGUAAAAUCGUUGGUAGCCUCAUAAUGAACUCAGCGCUUCGAACGCAGAGCGUUUUGGAGGUUUUUAAACCAAUAUUUCGAGGAGCAUUCGCUAUAAAGGGUUUACCUUCGGAUAAUCCAAAGUAGAUCGAUUGCAGUAUCCUUAUAGGUGAUUUGAAUUGCUCAACCGUUGCUGGAGGCGCUUGACAUCUAGACAAGUCAUUAAACUCAUUAACGAGAGUGACUCUAGGGCAACAAUUUUUUUUUUAAAUAGAAAAAUGCUACAUAUUUAUUGUUUUUACUUUUCUUGUUUGUUUAAUAUUUUAAGAAACAAUUUUGUAAAAUUUAAAGACAUUUGAAAAGAGAAGAACUGAUCAUUUUGUUAUAAGUAUUAUUUAUUUAUAAACGAAAAUUCAAACCAGCCAUAUUAUUUGUAAGCUGAGUCUUGAUUUUUUUAAAUUUCGUUUUUCUUUUCCAACUCUUGUAUAUUGUAUACUGUAAAUUAUCUUUAAAAAUAUCUUUAAAAAUAUCUUUUAAAAUAUUAUUUAUAUUUUUUAAAAUUUUCAAAAGAAUUUUCAAAAGAAUUUCUGAAGGAAUUUUUUCGAUUUUAUGGAAAAUUCAUUUUUUGUCUGACUGUAACUGACAUUUUCUACUGAUGGGAAAUUAACGUUUUUUUCUGUCCUCCAGAAAGGGAACUUGUCAUUUGCUACUUAUUUUAAAAAUUAAAAGAAUCUCUAAACGUUUUUGUUAUGUAAUUUAGAAUUCUUUUUUGAAACUCUAUGAAGGGAUUUAUUCUAGAAAAGUUUAGGAUAAAAUUGUCUGACUAAAGGUAUCUUUCUCUACUGGGAAAAUUACCACUAGGAAAAUUGUAAGAAUAACCUUUGUCUGACUAAAAUUGUUUUAUACCACUGAUAUGGAAAAAUUAUAACGGAAAAGCAGUUUUCUUUUUUUGAAAUUAUCUGUAACUAUAUAUAUUGAUACCAAAGUCUGGUUGACUAAAACUUUUUUUCACCACUGGGACUAAGGUCAGAAAAAUUCUUCAAACUUUUGUCUUACUAGGAUUAGUCUGUACUACUAGUGUCGAAAUUUGCAAAAAUCUAAAAUUUUCUUUUCCUGUAAUUAGAUUUAACUACUGGUUUAGAAAUUAAAAUUAAUUGUAGAAAAUUCCAAACAAUUCUGUUCUAGUGAAUUCGAUUUUUACUAUACUUGUAACUAAAAUUAAAAUUCAAUUUCUGUGUGACUAAACGUAGUUUUUUACUACUGAAAAUUAUAAAUAUUAGGCAAAAUUUGUCUUACCAAAAAUUGUAUAACUGAUAAUAGGAAAAAAUGUCUGACUUAAAAUGUUUGUACUACUUAAACUACUUUUCGAAUAACUCCACAAUAUUCAGUCUGACUAAACUUUUCUUUUACUACUGAGACAAAAAUUACUAAAUUUAGGAAAAGUUUUUAUACUAGUGGAGUUUUCUCCCACUGACUGUACAAAAGUGUCUGACUAAAACUGUCUUUUACCACUGGAAAUAAAUUUUUUUUUAAAUGUUCGUCUGACGUAAAUUUUCUUUUACUAUUAGUAAAAAGUUACAAUCAAUACAGAAAAAUACACUUUUGUCUGACUAAAGUUGUCUCUUACUACUGGUGAUAAAACUUAUGUUGGGCUUAAUAUAAAAUUUGCUAAUUAGAAAAAUUCCGUCCAUCUGAAAAUGAUUUCACUACCUAUACAAAAAAUUUCCUAAAAUAUGUCUGACAAAAUAGGGUCUUUUUCUCCUAGCAAAUCUGUGGCCGUAUUGAAAUAAUUUACUAGAAAAAUUAUGUCUUACUAUAGUUGUCUUUUUCUACUGAUUCCAAAAGUUCUGUCUGACUAAUAAAAAAUUUACUACUUGAAAGUAAAUAAAAAACAUCCGAAAUUCCGUCUGACCAAAAUUGUCUUCUUCUACUAAAAAAUUACUACUUCUAUUUGAAAUACUUUUCUAGAAAAUUCCCGUCUUACUGUAAUUCUCCUUUUCUACUGAAUCAAAAAAUCGACUAUGACUGGAAAAAAUUUCUUUUACUACUAGUCAAAAAUUACAACUCUAAAAAAAAUUUCUUUUAAUUUAAUUGAAGCUAAUAGAAAUUAAUUUCCCAAUAAUGAAAUUUAAAGAAUUUCGUCUGACCGUAACUGACUUUUACUACUGAAUCCACAUUGAAGGGAGAUAUUAUAUAAUCUGACUAGGAAUAUGUUAAUCAUUAAAGUCUACAAAAAACAGGAAAAUAAUUUUUAAAAGGAGAGCGAAGGAACUUUAAGUAAAAAUAAAUAUUUGAGGGAAAAUAUUGUAACGUAACAAUUGUACAAGUUUUAAAAAACUAUUUACUUAUUAAAAACAAACAUCUCAUAAUUCUAUAUUGUAAUUUAGUGAUUGUGGGUUCAAUGGGUAGUAUGUAACAGUGCUAUGUAAAUAUAUAUUAUUGUAGGUAUAAAAUUGUAUAUUUAUAUAAAACAUGAUUACACA